UGUUUUCUCUGUGGAGGUGUAAAAACAACUCCUGUCUUAUAGCCACUAAAAGCUAGUAGCCAACCAAAACAAUGAAUGCCCCAAUUACUCCUGAUGAAGUACGCUGCAUAUUCAAUCAAAUUGACAAAAACCGUAACGGAUUUGUUACACCAAGAGAACUAAGGGCAUUUUUCAGAAAACAUGAUGCGAAAUUUGAUCGAAGGGAGAUCAAGGAAUUUAUUGCUAGACUGGAUGGGGAUGGAGACGGUCAAAUCAGUUUACAAGAAUUAACUAGGGGUAUCACUGGAAGAUAUUAGUUGAUAAAAUAUUGUGUGACAAGAUUGCACAGAAGAUUUGUUGAUUAUCUUGGUAUCCAUCGGAUCAAGAAACAUAGAUUUGCAAUAAUUGGUAAACUUCAAUACUCUGACUCUAUCCUACUGUGUGUGAAUACAUACGUCAUGAUUGUCGAACCUAUGUCUAGAAUACGUAACCCAGUUGAGUAUAUCACUGUGCAUUUAGUUCAAUUCUUGUGUUCUGAUAAACUGACUCUGAUCUGUUUGUCUGACUUAUUCCUUCGGCCUCACGGUUACCACACGGCAUUUGAUAGAUUAUAUUAUUAUUUCUAAGUGAGUUGAUUGGAUCUUUAAACUGACAUAGUUUGUUUACGACUUCACUGCUAUGUUUAAAUGCCUUAAAAUUAUCCCAUAAUGAAAGACCCUCUAUAACUACGUUCAUUUGUAUUACUAUAAUUUAACUCUGGUGGAUUGCUACGGGUAGUUAAACUGAUAUAUUGAACAACUGCUAAACUUCUAAGCAUGAAUAUGCAGUGUAUUCCACUUUAAACCAAAUAUUUUACUAACUCAUCAAAAUUUUAUUUGGGGACAUUUUAAUGUCUUUAAACCAUAUCAUUAAGGGAGUUCAAACCAAAUUGUAUAGAGUACUUGAGAAACUAUCAUCUUGAAUUAUUUUUUCGACCAAUCUGCUUGCAUUCAUUUAGUAGGGGUAUUUGGAAUGACCACCUAUAUCUUACUAUACCACCCACACAAAUCUUAAUUGUUAGCAAGAGAAAUGUCAAGUUGAUUUGCAACCCUGUGAUGAAUGAGUGUCUUACUAACAAUGUAGUAAACUUCAAACAUUUGUAGUUUAACCAUAGAUUGCAACACUCCUUCACAGUAUUAUUCUAGUUACGCCCACACUUUUACCUAUUGGCCAGAAAAAGAAAUAAAAAGCAAAUCUCAAUUUUGUAGGUUAGAUUGCUUUGUUAGGAUCUCAUCGGUAAUAUUUUUCGUUGCUGGUUGCCUCUACUGUGUUCAUUUUGUUUUUUGUAUAUUUGUCCACAGAUUUAUCCUACUAUCUCAAACCA
This is a messenger RNA of Trichobilharzia regenti, 1342 nucleotides long. NCBI's taxonomy places the organism in Eukaryota, Metazoa, Platyhelminthes, Trematoda, Strigeidida, Schistosomatidae. The record is from the annotation of a GenBank genome assembly.